Molecule: messenger RNA, 630 nt
Organism: Piliocolobus tephrosceles (Ugandan red Colobus)
Lineage: Eukaryota; Metazoa; Chordata; Mammalia; Primates; Cercopithecidae
Gene: FGF21
Product: fibroblast growth factor 21
Exons: 3
Coding region: 1-630 (209 amino acids)
Biological process (GO): fibroblast growth factor receptor signaling pathway
Cellular component (GO): extracellular region
Molecular function (GO): growth factor activity; fibroblast growth factor receptor binding
Source: RefSeq, a predicted model, not a curated record
AUGGACUCAGACGAGACCAGGUUGGAGCACUCAGGACUGUGGGUUCCUGUGCUGGCUGGUCUUCUGCUGGGAGCCUGCCAGGCACACCCCAUCCCUGACUCCAGUCCUCUCCUACAAUUCGGGGGCCAAGUCCGGCAACGGUACCUCUACACAGAUGAUGCCCAGCAGACAGAAGCCCACCUGGAGAUCAGGGAGGAUGGGACGGUGGGGGGCGCUGCUCACCAGAGCCCCGAAAGUCUCCUGCAGCUGAAAGCCUUGAAGCCAGGAGUUAUUCAAAUCUUGGGAGUCAAGACCUCCAGGUUCCUGUGCCAGAAGCCAGAUGGGGCCCUGUAUGGAUCGCUCCACUUUGACCCUGAGGCCUGCAGCUUCCGGGAGCUGCUUCUUGAGAACGGAUACAAUGUUUACCAGUCCGAGGCCCACGGCCUCCCACUGCACCUGCGGGGAAACAAGUCCCCACACCGGGACCCUGCGUCCGGAGGACCAGCUCGCUUCCUGCCACUACCAGGCCUGCCCCCCGCACCCCCAGAGCCGCCAGGAAUCCUUGCCCCCCAGCCCCCCGAUGUGGGCUCCUCGGACCCUCUGAGCAUGGUGGGACCGUCCCAGGGCAGAAGCCCCAGCUACGCUUCCUGA